Molecule: messenger RNA, 2390 nt
Organism: Entelurus aequoreus (snake pipefish)
Lineage: Eukaryota; Metazoa; Chordata; Actinopteri; Syngnathiformes; Syngnathidae
Product: heat shock cognate 71 kDa protein
Exons: 9
Coding region: 159-2123 (654 amino acids)
Biological process (GO): cellular response to unfolded protein; protein refolding; vesicle-mediated transport
Cellular component (GO): plasma membrane; cytosol; cytoplasm
Molecular function (GO): misfolded protein binding; ATP-dependent protein folding chaperone; heat shock protein binding
Source: RefSeq, a predicted model, not a curated record
GACUGCAUGCCCCGCCUUUCCUGCGAGAGCCUUCGAGAACGUUCUAUGCUGCAAUCUUUAAAGACUCGUGUGAGACCUUUGCUCGGUCAUUCAUCUGCGCCUCAGCACGGAUAGCGGACCAGUUCAGGACCAUAAAGGCCGAAUAUAAAACAGGAACCAUGUCCAAGGGACCAGCAGUGGGUAUCGAUCUGGGUACUACCUACUCCUGUGUAGGUGUGUUCCAGCAUGGCAAAGUGGAGAUCAUUGCCAAUGACCAGGGAAACAGGACCACACCCAGUUAUGUUGCCUUCACUGACACGGAGAGGCUGAUUGGUGACGCUGCAAAGAACCAAGUUGCAUUGAACCCCACAAACACAGUAUUUGAUGCGAAGCGGCUUAUUGGACGGCGGUUUGAUGACACUGUUGUUCAGAGCGACAUGAAACAUUGGCCCUUCGAUGUCAUCAAUGAUAACUCGCGUCCCAAAGUUGAGGUGCAGUACAAGGGGGAGACCAAGAGCUUCUACCCAGAAGAGAUCUCCUCCAUGGUGCUGCUGAAAAUGAAGGAGAUUGCAGAAGCGUACCUUGGAAAGUCUGUAAACAAUGCUGUUGUGACCGUGCCGGCCUACUUCAAUGACUCUCAGCGUCAGGCCACCAAAGAUGCCGGCACCAUCUCCGGGCUCAACGUCCUUCGCAUCAUCAACGAACCGACUGCUGCGGCUAUUGCGUAUGGCCUGGAUAAGAAGGUUGGCUCUGAAAAAAAUGUCCUGAUCUUUGACCUGGGCGGCGGCACUUUUGAUGUGUCCAUCCUGGCAAUUGAAGACGGCAUCUUUGAAGUCAAGUCGACGGCAGGCAACACCCACUUGGGGGGUGAAGACUUUGACAACCGCAUGGUGAACUUCUUUAUUACUGAGUUUAAACGCAAGCACAAGAAAGACAUUGCCGGAAACAAGAGGGCGGUGCGUCGUCUGCGCACAGCUUGUGAGAGGGCGAAGCGAACCCUGUCCUCCAGCACGCAGGCCAACAUCGAAAUUGAUUCCCUGUUCGAGGGCAUCGAUUUCUACACCUCCGUCACCAGGGCCCGCUUUGAGGAGCUCAACGGAGACUUGUUCCGCGGAACUCUGGAGCCUGUGGAAAAGUCUCUCCGUGAUGCCAAGCUGGACAAGGGUGAUAUUCAUGAACUGGUUUUAGUAGGAGGCUCCACUCGUAUUCCCAGGAUCCAAAAACUGCUGCAAGACUUCUUCAACGGAAAGGAACUCAACAAGAGCAUCAAUCCAGAUGAAGCGGUGGCCUACGGUGCAGCGGUGCAGGCUGCAAUCCUGUCUGGUGACAAAUCGGAGAAUGUCCAGGACUUGCUGCUGCUGGAUGUGACCCCAUUGUCUCUGGGUAUCGAGACCGCUGGAGGAGUCAUGACUUCGCUCAUUAAGAGAAACACCACCAUUCCUACAAAGCAGACGCAGGUUUUUACCACCUACUCCGACAACCAGCCUGGUGUGCUCAUUCAGGUGUAUGAGGGUGAAAGGGCCAUGACCAAAGACAACAACAUUUUGGGUAAAUUUGAGCUGGCUGGAAUCCCCCCAGCACCCCGGGGAGUUCCUCAAAUCGAGGUGACCUUCGACAUUGAUGCUAAUGGCAUCCUGAAUGUGUCUGCAACCGACAAGAGCACCGGCAAGGAGAACAAGAUCACAAUCACCAAUGACAAAGGUCGCCUCAGCAAAGACGACAUUGAGCGCAUGGUGAAGGAAGCUGAAGAUUACAAGGCCCAGGAUGACGAGCAAAGAGAAAAGGUAUCGGCCAAAAACGGCUUGGAGUCUUACGCCUUCAACAUUAAGUCCACUGUGGAGGACGACAAGCUGAAGGACAAGAUCAGCGAUGAAGACAAGCAGAAGAUUCUGGAGAAGUGCCAAGAGGUCAUCAGCUGGCUGGACAAAAACCAGUCUGCAGAGAAAGAUGAGUUUGAGCACCAGCAGAAGGAGCUGGAGAAAAUAUGCAACCCAAUCAUGACCAAGCUGUACCAGGGUGCAGGGGGUAUGCCCGGGGGAAUGCCGGGUGGUAUGCCAGGAGGUAUGCCAGGUUUCCCUGGUGCUGGUGGGGCUCCUGGAGGAGGCGGAGAAUCUUCAGGCCCCACCAUUGAAGAAGUUGACUAAACGUUCUUUGUGUUUUCUACUGCUGAGAUAAGUGCCACUUAGGGUUAAUCACUUUAACUUCCAGGAAUCACCACAUUUGGCUUUAUCUAUGGUUGGCUUUCAGCUAAACUACUUGAGAGUUUACCAGGCAGAAAUCUUAACAGUUGUCUCCCUUUUGUAUUUAUUAUUCAGUCAUUAACAUUUGAUUCUGAUGUACCAAGUAUUAAACGAUGACAUCUUCCCCUUGAUUACAAAAUUGUCACCCAAUAAAAAGAAAAGUACAAUGAU